Molecule: messenger RNA, 757 nt
Organism: Myzus persicae (green peach aphid)
Lineage: Eukaryota; Metazoa; Arthropoda; Insecta; Hemiptera; Aphididae
Exons: 3
Coding region: 266-742 (158 amino acids)
Source: RefSeq, a predicted model, not a curated record
CGCCACCAACCCUGUGAAUGAAUUGUUAUCAAAUACUGGCAACUGGCGUAUGUUUAUAUCUUUCUUUUAUUUUCCGUUCUAUUAUUCGCAAGAAUGUACCGUGUGUUUAGUGGCUAAACAUUUUUUACAAUGAAACAAAUCCACACGUCGAUCAUUAAUCUUCUAUGCAUGAGUUAUUCGUUUGUGUUCGAUGUCAAUCCUAUUCCACUACCAAUUUCAAUUUAAGUUUUUCGAUUUGUGGUUUUGAUCUACACGUUUCACAACAAUGGAUUAUCCGAUUCCUAAAGAUCAUAUGAAUUUUGUUUGGAUGAAUGGAGACAAUAAUAUGUUUAUUCCUCAUCCUGAAAACGAACAUACUACAUCAAUAGAUCCGGUGUUCUAUGAUAACUCUAUGCCACAGACGGAAACUAUUCAACCUAGAAUGGAAUUGAACAAUUAUAUGUUAUACAAUCAUCCAAAGGAUGUGGAUAACUCAAAUGGAAUAUGGAAAUUCCAAGCUACACGUAGUAUUCAGAAUAUUGGGUUUUGUGAACAAGGAAGAAAAAUAAAUGUACCUAGCUCACGAAAAAUUAAACCUAUUCAAAAUCCUGCAUUAAAAUUAAAAACUCCUAUUGCAUAUCAAAGAGAUUCAGAUCCUAACAUGUUACCCAUUGAAAAAGAAGGAAGAGGUAAAAAUAAACAUUGUUUUACUAAUUUAUUUGGUAACAAUAUAAAUAUAUUUUUUUUUCAUUUAUUAAAUUAAAAAUGCUUCAGCACA